Molecule: messenger RNA, 2291 nt
Organism: Argiope bruennichi
Lineage: Eukaryota; Metazoa; Arthropoda; Arachnida; Araneae; Araneidae
Product: acetoacetyl-CoA synthetase-like
Exons: 18
Coding region: 105-2141 (678 amino acids)
Cellular component (GO): cytosol
Molecular function (GO): acetoacetate-CoA ligase activity
Source: RefSeq, a predicted model, not a curated record
GUCACAUAUGUUCCAGACAUUUCAAAGACUUUUGCCAUAUGUUAAAAUUUUUUACUUUAAUUUAAUUAUCUUACGCAAUUGCAACUUUAAUUUAGAAGUGAGAAAUGGAUUGCAUCAAGAAUACCAAUUUGAUCCAAAAUGGCGUCAAAGAUCCAAGGAUUAAAACGCACUUUGUCGUCUGGAAUAAGAAAAUUGAAUCAGAAACAGGGCUUCAAAGAUUUCAGAAAAUUAUCGAAAACAAAUAUAACAUCAAAUUUGAAUCGUACUGGGAUUUUCACAAAUGGUCCAUAGAAAAAUUUCCUGAUUUUUGGAAAGAAAUGUGGAACUUUUUCGACAUCAUUGCAUCUAAACCAUACGAUAAGGUUUUCAGAAAGACAGGAGCUACUAUCAUAGAUAAUGAAUGGUUCUGCGGAGCAACAUUGAAUAUGGCUGAAACCAUCCUCAGGAUCAGAGACAACAGAGUAGCUCUAUCAUAUUCUGAUGAGUUUGAAAACAAAGGUAAGCUAACAUUCGCGGAAAUGUUUGAAAAAGUAAAACUUUUCGCCUCAGCAUUCCGAAAACAUGGUUUGUGCAAAGGAGACAGAAUUGCAGGCUAUAUUUCAAAUAUCAAAGAAGCUCUUUUUGCAUUUCUGGCUGCUCUGAGCAUCGGCGCUAUUUGGGGUGCUGCCAUGCCUUAUCUAGGACCCAAAGCGGUAUCCAAUAUGAUGAAAGUAAUAGAGCCCAAAUUCAUAAUAGUUGCGGAUUACUUUCUUUUCCACGAAGAAGAAUUCUUCCCUGUUGAAAAUUUAACCACAGUUACUGAAGGUCUGCGAAAUUUGGAGAAAAUUAUUAUUGUACCUCAGACAGAAAAUACAAAUUUUUCCAGUAUUCCAAAAGGAAUUCUGUUAGAAGACUUUUUGGAGAGUGGAAGAUUAUCCGACGGUUUCGUGCCAGAUUUGGUUUUUGAACAACUUCCCCCCAGCCAUCCAGCCAGCAUUAACUUCACGUCUGGUACUACCGGCAUUCCAAAAGGGGUGGUGCAUUCACAAGUGGCACUCCUUGGAUUAAUGAGAGAUUAUGUUUUACAUCUAAAUCUGAAAAAUGGUGAUGUAAUUGGUAACUACAGCCCGGCUGGUUGGGCUGCCUGGAUCUGUCCCAUACCAAGUCUCGCUUUAGGGGUGAAACAGUUCUUAUUCAACGGCAGUCCUUCAUACAGAGGUAAAGGUCGAAAUUUUUGGGAUCACUUAUCGGAAAACGAAGUGACUUAUAUUUUCAUCUCAGCUGGUGACGUCAAUGAAAUGGAAGAAGUGAACAUUGUUCCAGGUCCUAAUACAAAUCUCGAUUGUUUAAAAAUUGUCUCAAUGAGCUCGAGUCCACCUAAACCUAGAAACUACAACUUUCUUCUUAAUAAGGUUAAGAAAGAUCUUUACGUUGGAUGUAUGUAUGGAGCCACAGAAUUUUUAGCGACCUUGUCAGCUAACAAUUUUAACAUGCCAGCUUAUGCAUGCGAGAGCCAAAUUCCUGCGUUAGGAGUGGAUCUGCACUGCUUCGAUUCGAAAGGCAACUCCAUCGUGGGUCAGCGAGGUGAGAUGGUGAUUACAACGCCAACUCCAUCUUUCCCGAUUUAUCUAUGGGGUGAUAAAAACAAUGAACGGAUGCGGGAAUCUUACUUCAACAAAUAUGGAACAGGAGUUUGGUGUCAAAAUGAUGAAGGCUAUUUUAAUCCCGAAACAAAAGGAUUUGCCAUAAUAGGAAGAAGCGACACUGUUUUGAAACAAUAUGGCGAACGUUUGAGUCCAGAUGAUAUAUACGGUGCAAUUGAUCACAUCAAAGAAUUGCAAGACUACAUUUGCGUGUGUCAAGACUAUAUUUGCGACGACCCCAGGAAUAUCCUUUUCGUCCAGCUCAAAAAAGGGUGCGUGUUCACUCCAGAACUGAAAAAGAAAAUCGAGCAAAGUAUUCAGCAGGAACUCUCCGCAACAGGUGUUCCAGAAGUGAUUAUGGAAGUGCCAGGUAUCCCGCGCAAUAUCAAUAACAAAAGGUUGGAGAGCAUUGUCAAGAAAAUUGUGAUGACAAACACCAUUCCUCAAGUCAUGAAUAUCAGAAAUCCAGACUGCCUAAAAUACUUCUGUGACAUUCCAGAAAUUCUAAAUUAUAAGUGAAUUGGUGUUUAGUUUUGAUGUCAUAAUUUUCAUAUAUGAUCCGAAGGAUUAAGUGCAUGCUGAAUCUGUGCUCUUGCCAUUGAGUGAAAUGAAACAUUAAAUAGAUAUUUGUAUUAUUGUAUCUUAAAAUAAAAUAAGAAUUUGUUUCGA